AUGCUCGGCCCGCUGCAGACCGGUUCGCCCUGGGGCCUCCCGAGCCCCGGCGUCGGCCACCACCAGCACCACCAAUCGCCCUUCGCCGCUGACCAGCUCGGGUACGAUGGCGGCGCCGAUGCGUUCUACGCCGACGACUACGACGUCUGGUCCCCUGCGGGCGGCGCCGGCGCCCACCGCCGGAGCUUCUCGCUCAGCGACGCCGAGGCGGCCGCGUCAUGGAGGCCCUACAUGUACUAUGCGCGCGGGUACUGCAAGAACGGCUCCUCCUGCCGCUUCCUCCACGGUGUGCCCAAGGACGACGCCGCGGAGCGGGAGAUGGACGUCAUGCGCGCCAAGGCCCUAGCCGCCGCACCGCAGGCGCAGUUCAUGACGUCCGCAUACCCCUUCUCGCCGUCGCACAAAGGAGGCGUCAGCCUCAACUUCCUACUCCAGCAACAUCAGCAGUAG
Messenger RNA from Miscanthus lutarioriparius, 450 nucleotides. The record is from the annotation of a GenBank genome assembly. Lineage: Eukaryota; Viridiplantae; Streptophyta; Magnoliopsida; Poales; Poaceae.